AGAGAUCAUUUCUUUUCUAUAUUCUUUGCAUUCUUUUUAAGAAAGAAGAACACACACGGAGAGCGAGUAAGUGAACAAGUCAUACAAAUGGCAGGAGAGGUUGGUUUGAGUGUACUAGGAAAGAUCGGGGAGUUGCUGAUUGAGCCAAUUCAACGAGAACUUGGUUAUUUCUUCUGCUUCAACAAUAACUUUCAAGAACUCCAAACUCAACUAGAAAAACUAAUAGCAAUGAAAAACGAUGUACAAGCAAGGGAAGAUGCAGAAAUGAGGAAGCGGAACACCCUAGGUGAAAUCGUCAAGUUGUGGAUUGACAAUGCAGACGGAAUAAUUGUAGAAGCAAAGAGUCUUCUCAAUGAGAAGGCCGAGGUUCAGAAAGGGUGUUUCUCCAUAAAAUGGUGUCCUAAUAUAAGCUUGCGCUUUUCUUUGGGCAGGAAGGGGAAGAAGUUAUCUGUUGUUAUAAUUGAGCUUGUUCAAUCUGGUGCUCAGUUGCCACAGACGGGUCACGCCUUACCCGUGUCACCCAUAAAUAUAGGCGAUUACAUUGGAGAUGCUCGUGAUUUCAACAGCCGAAGUCAGAUUGUGGAAGACAUCAUUGAGAAGUUAAGGGAUGAAAAGACAAUGUUAAUUGGGAUAUGCGGGAUGGGAGGCAUUGGAAAGACUACAUUGGCCAAGCAAGUCCUCCAAAAGGUACAAGACUUCCCUAAGCCUUUAUUUGAUGUUCAAGUUAUUUCGACUGUCUCCAAUAGUCCCAAUUUCAAUACUAUCCAACAAGAAGUCGCGGAGAUGUUAGGGUCUUCGCUUAAAGAAAUAGAGAAUGGGAUUUUAAGAGCAGAACAAUUACGAAAAGCUUUUAGUAACAAAAAGGUUGUUGUCUUGUUGGAUGAUGUUUGGAAGGAGUUUGAUUUAAAUGCUUUUGGUUUUCCAUUAACAAAAUCAAAUGUUGAUGGGAGUUUCUGUAAAAUAAUUUACACAUCUAGAAACAAAGAUUCAUUGUGGUCAGGUGAACGGAACAUCACCAAACAAGAAUUCUCUCUUGACAUUUUGUCAGAUGAAGAAUCCUUGACUUUGUUUAAAAGAAAAGUCAAUCUGCCUAAUGAUGAUAUUGAAAAAAAUGAAAUAGCAAGACAAAUUGUGAAAGAAUGUGCAGGACUACCCCUAGCGCUUGAGGUUGUAGGAGGCGCUCUCGUAAAUAAGAGAACAUCCGUGUGGAACGAUAUGCUUUACAGGUUGCAGAGUCAACAACUACACCAUGACAAGAUAGACAAGGUCGUGCAGACGAGUUAUGACUUCUUAGAAGAUCCCAAUGCCCGAAGCUUGUUCUUGUUUUGCUGCUUAUUCCAAGAAGACGAAGAGAUUCCCAUCGAGACGUUGUAUCGUUAUGUAGUGGGUUUGCAACUCUUCAAAGGUAUGAAUCUACACCGUAUAAGUGAUCGUGUAGAGACCUUAUUAGACGACCUAACAAAGAGAAAUUUGCUAAUAAAUGUUAAAGAAUAUGCAGUGAAGAUGCAUGAUGUGGUGAGAGAUGUGGGAAUUUCAAUUGCAAAACAAGAAAAUAACGGUAUUAAUUAUCUUGAGUGUGAUGGUAUGGACGAACUAGAGAAUAUAGAUACUCCACAUACUAAGAUGAUUUCAAUAUUGUUCAGGAAGAAUAAUUUAGAUGUCCCUAAUACCGUGGAAUUUCGAGGCUCAAAAUUGGAACUACUACGGUUGGAUAGUUCGAAUCAUUACCUACCAAAUAUUAAAAUAUCAUGGAAUUUACCUAAAGUGGCGGAUAAUCUCAAAGUUAUAAAUAUAGUUUGCCAUCUAGGUAAGAUUAGUGAGUUUCCAUCGAAGUUGAAGAUGUUAUCCCUAGAGAGAUUGAGUUUGGAUAUGAGUGUAUCUUCUAUUGGACAUAUUAAGUGUUUGGAGAUCCUUAGCCUUCGAGAUUCAACCAUUAAAGAUUUGUCAAACGAAAUAAGUGAGUUAACAAACUUAAGAUUGUUGGAUUUGACUAGGUGCAAAUGUUUUAUAUUCAAUGGUGUUCUUUCGAAGCUUACUAAUCUAGAAGAAUUGUACAUGUGGGAGAGUUUUCAAGAUUGGAGGCUACAAAAAAAAGACGUUAAUGGCGGAGACAAUCAUGCAGCAGGUAUCGAUGAGUUAAAUUACUUGCAUAAAUUGUGGAAAUUGGAACUGGAGGUACCCAACAUUGAACAAGUGCCGAGAGGUGUUAUGCUAUUUUCUUCUUCAACGUUGUUAGAACAAUUCAAGAUAAGAAUAGGAGGAGAAUGCGAGCGAACUAAAUUUGAGAUAAGAAUAGGAGGAGGAUGCGAGAGAACUAAAUUUGAAAGUGGGAAAAGACAACUUUGGUUGGAGAAUGAUAUAAACAAUACCACCAGUUUCCUACAUGAACUUGGGGGAAUAAUAGGAGUAUCUACGGUGGUAGAAGAGCAGGGGGGAAAAUCAAUUGAAUUCCCUAAUUUGAAGGAAUUGGAUCUCGAAUACUUAGACAAAUUAACGAGUAUUGUCGUGAACAUCAACAAUUUGGACGAUGAAGAGGAAAAGGCGCAGCAAAGAACACUAUUUGGUCAUGAUGAGGUCUCGUUUCCUCGCUUAGAUGAGUUGAUAAUUGAUGGAUUGCCAAAGAUAAAUUAUAUAGUAGGAUGGAAAGAGGGAGGGAGACAGGGAAAAGGACAUCAUAAUAAGAUAUUUCCUGUAUUAAGACGGAUGGAGUUGCGUAAUUUAAGCAAUUUAAUACAUGUGUAUGAAAUGAACCAGCCAGGACUAGGAGUGCUUUUAUUUCAAAACUUGACAUACCUGCAAGUUGGUGAAUGUGGGAAAUUGAGAUAUUUGUUUUCGGAGAAUAUAGGUAGAGUCGCUGCCAAUCACCUUGCGAGUCUAGAUAUUUGUGAAUGUCCAAUGAUGGAAGUGGUGAUGAAGAAUAUUGAGGAGGAAGUAAUAAUAGAUGAUAAAGCUGGAGUAGGAGGAGGAGGAAGUAAUAGUCAUUUCUUUCCACUCCUUGGGAGAUUGACACUUUUGAGUCUAUCGGGUUUGAGGAGCUUUUGUGAUGUUGCUUAUACUUGGGAGUUGUCAUCACUAAAUAAUCUGUGGGUGUCAAGAUGUCCCAAGCUAGAGGCACUCUCUCCAGGCUUUUUGGAUUCUCCAAUGCUGGGCACUCUAUUUUAUGGACUUGAUACUGUAUAUGUAAAGGAUACUUGGAAAGGUGACAUUAACGCUGCAUUGCGCCAUAUCAAGACGUUACUCAGUUCCCAAAGUGCAUGGGAAAUCGUAAAGAGUGGGAUUGUUGAACCUAAUGAGGAUGCGACGUUGGCCUUGACUCAAGCGUUCAAGAAGAACAAAAAGAAGGAUCAGCAUGCCCUUUCUAUCAUCCACUAG
Impatiens glandulifera is the source of this 3372-nucleotide messenger RNA. Its product is annotated as disease resistance protein UNI-like. Lineage: Eukaryota; Viridiplantae; Streptophyta; Magnoliopsida; Ericales; Balsaminaceae. The transcript has 4 exons. Gene Ontology annotation, molecular function: ADP binding; ATP hydrolysis activity. The record is from RefSeq and is a predicted model, not a curated record. The coding region runs from base 88 to 3372 and encodes 1094 amino acids.